This is a messenger RNA of Eublepharis macularius, 3699 nucleotides long. RefSeq names its product phosphatidylinositol-5-phosphate 4-kinase type 2 alpha (gene PIP4K2A). The record is from RefSeq and is a predicted model, not a curated record. Lineage: Eukaryota; Metazoa; Chordata; Lepidosauria; Squamata; Eublepharidae. Gene Ontology annotation, biological process: phosphatidylinositol metabolic process. The coding region runs from base 251 to 1480 and encodes 409 amino acids. Gene Ontology annotation, molecular function: phosphatidylinositol kinase activity. The transcript is spliced from 10 exons.
CGCAGGCGGCUCGGCCAGGAUGCGCUUGGCAUCGCCUUGCGGCGGCACUCGCAGCUGCGGCAGCGUCUCUGACGAGCCCGCCGCUUCCCCUCUCUCGCCGCAGCCGCUGUAGAGCCCGCCGCGCCACUCGCCUGCCUCCUCUCGGGUCGUCUGUGGCGGGCCCGGGUGCUGUGCCUCGCCGCCGCCGCCUCCUCCUCCUUUUCCUCCCCGUGUCCCCGUCGCUGGCUGGCGGCCGCUCCUCCCCGCUCCCAUGGCGGCGGCAGCAGCAGCGGCGGCGGGCAACAUUGUGUCCGUUAUGGCGAGUAAGACCAAGACCAAGAAGAAACACUUCGUGGCCCAGAAAGUCAAGCUCUUCCGGGCCAGCGAUCCGCUCCUCAGCGUUCUCAUGUGGGGGGUGAACCACUCGAUCAAUGAGUUGAGUCAUGUUCAAAUCCCUGUUAUGUUGAUGCCGGAUGACUUCAAAGCAUAUUCAAAGAUCAAAGUGGACAAUCACCUUUUCAAUAAAGAGAACAUGCCAAGCCAUUUCAAAUUCAAAGAAUACUGUCCAAUGGUAUUUCGCAAUCUGCGAGAGAGAUUUGGCAUUGAUGAUCAGGACUUUCAGAAUUCUCUGACAAGAAGUUGUCCACUUGCAAAUGACUCUCAAGCUCGCAGUGGUGCCCGAUUUCACACCUCUUAUGACAAAAGAUAUGUCAUCAAGACUAUUACAAGUGAAGAUGUAGCAGAAAUGCAUAACAUACUGAAGAAAUACCACCAGUAUAUAGUGGAGUGUCAUGGAAAUACACUUCUUCCCCAGUUUUUGGGCAUGUACCGGCUUACUGUUGAUGGAGUUGAAGUAUAUAUGAUUGUCACAAGAAAUGUAUUCAGCCAUCGCUUAUCUGUUUAUAGAAAAUAUGAUUUAAAGGGCUCUACAGUAGCAAGAGAAGCCAGUGACAAAGAAAAGGCCAAAGAACUGCCAACCUUCAAAGACAAUGACUUCAUUAAUGAUGGUCAAAAGAUUCAUAUUGAUGAAGCCAACAAAAAGAUGUUCCUCGAAAAGCUUAAAAAGGAUGUUGAAUUCCUUGCUCAGUUAAAACUCAUGGAUUACAGUUUGCUGGUUGGGAUUCAUGAUGUUGAAAGGGCAGAACAGGAGGAGGUAGAAUGUGAAGAGAAUGAUGAAGAUGAAGGGGAAAGUGAUGGAGCUCACCCGACUGGAACCCCUCCAGAUAGUCCAGGAAAUACACUGAACAGCUCGCAGCCUUUGGCUCCAGGAGAAUUUGAUCCAGCUAUUGAUGUUUAUGGAAUAAAAUGCCAUGAAAAUGCACCUAGGAAGGAAGUUUACUUUAUGGCCAUCAUUGAUAUUCUUACUCACUAUGAUGCAAAAAAGAAGGCUGCUCAUGCUGCAAAAACCGUCAAACAUGGCGCAGGUGCAGAGAUUUCCACAGUUAACCCCGAACAGUAUUCAAAGCGGUUCUUGGAUUUUAUUGCCAACAUUUUGACGUAACCUAUCAUGUUCCAUUGGACAGAUAUAAGGUCUGGGAACAGCAGCAAUGGCUGCAAGUGUGUAAGGGACAAAAGCUUCUUUUAAAAAGGAACUCUCGAGUGCUAUCUUGCAGAAGGCGGCCCCUUGGUUUACAUCUGCUGGCAAAGAUGACUGACUGGGGUGAAAUAUUCGCUUUAACAGCUGCCAGAUAUGCCCUGCAUAGUACUAGCUAUUUCUGGUGUGUGUGCGUGUAUGCGUGUGCGUGCGUGCGUGUGUCUGCAGAAACCCCUACAAAUAUAAAUUAACUAAUUAAUAACACAGAUCAGCAUUUUACUUGGUGUAUUGCAACUACAGUACUCCAAGGACACUAGCUGAGAUGGAAUGAAUGGGCCAAGGAUUGGAGAAGGAAAGAAAGAUAUGCAUGUUAAGUCCCACAAUAUUGGCAUCAAACUGUAAACUGUGGAUCAGUUUGUAUUUUGAAUGGAAAAGUGCAAGACAGUAUUGGUGGUGGUGAUGGUUGACCGUACAGCAAAUGCUCCACUUAAAAUAGCCCUGCAUGUUGGCAUUCCUUAAGGUUAGCGACAACAUUGUAAGCUCCAUGUGCUGAAAGCUCAGCUUUGGGCAUUUUUGCUUUUUGUCUCCUCUUGUUUUCGAUUGGCCCAUCACAACAGGGAACAGUCUUCCAGCAAUUCAGAGGUACGUCUCUUGUUUUACAAAGAUCUAGUGGCAUAAUCAUACUCUGUGCAAGUUGGGUUUUGUUUUUUGCAAGAGUAAAUAAAUUGCUGCGUGGGUGGGGGGUAGGUGGGAGUAGGGAUAGACCAUUGUUGUACCCUGUGGAGAUUUACACUGUUUAUCAUGUAGGAACUGAUCAUGCUAAAAAGGAAAUCAAGUACACUUUUUAGAUGAAAUGCUUCAGUUGGGAGCAUCUGUAGCAUCAUUUUCCACCACAUAAACAAAAGGAUAGGAAGCCUAUUCACCUGUGACUGAUCAAAACUAGGACCUUUUAAAUGCUUAUGUUAUGCUGUUAUAAUAUUUUAUUUUUAAAAAAUUCUUUUUUAAGCCCUAAAUUUUACUGUUUACAUUGAUAGGAAAACAGGGAUGCGUUUGAGUUUGUGCACAGUAUGUGAAUACAAAGUUUACAUGUAAAGUUACAUUGCAGCGCAGAUGAAGUAAUAUCUUGAGGUGUAACACACGGUAAUGUACUAAAGUGGAUUUUUCACCCACCUCCAUGAUAGAAAAUCUUUUACAAUAAACAGUGACAGAUUAUUUUUAAGUGUAUAAGGUGGGUGUUUUUUCCCCAUUAUCUUAAUAACUUGCUUUGUGUUUCUCCAGAUUAUGUUGUGUAAUUUCAUUGCCUAAAAGUAUGCUGUCACCUAGUAAGUAACCUGUUUAAAACUUUUAAUAAUGAUCAAUUUAGGGAACAGGUUCCCAGGUUCUAAAAGGACAGAAUUAGACAUGCUUAAUUAUAUAUAUAUAUUCUCUACUUAUACACUGUGCUAAAAUUGUGCCUUUUUACAAUUCUUUGUCUGUUUCAACAUUCACAAGCAACUCAGAAAAAAAAAACCACUCCCCCCUUGCAAGGUGUAACUUAGCUCUGGAGUGCCAGGUUGCCUUCUCCAAUAACAUAAUGCCAGCGCUGUUAAGGCUGCGACUGUGUAUCAUGUCUGUAGUGUUGACUUCAUAGAGCCCUGAUAAAUUAGCAGCUGAACUUGCUAUUGUAUGCGGCCAAAGGCAAUACGAUCCUUGUUACUCUGUAUGAAUUUUUUUUACCAUGGUUUUGUUACCCUUCUAACAAUGUUUGACAGUACUGUUACGUAUGUGUACAAAUCUGAACUUUUAUGUAUUUAAGUUGAUAAUUGUGGCUUGACUUGUUUCGUUUUUUAAUUCCUUUCCCCAUAUGUGCACACCCCAUUUAUCUCUGGCACCAUGUGAAUGUUUUUUAUUUCUUACAAUACACAGUGGCUACUAAGGUAUGAUGAGACUGCAAAGGAUACCACUGGGAAACAGUGAGGUACACAUACAUAAAAAGAAUAAAUAUUCCAUUGUAGCCAGUUAGCGUAUGCUUUUUAUGAGCUAACUACAAAGCCUUUAUUUUCCUUUCUGUAACAGUCUCUUGUCACUCAUGACAUUUGGAUAAACUGUUUGGGGAGAGGGUGAGGAAGAUCCACAUUGUAUUGCCUAGUUAUAAAAACACACUCCAAACAUGAGUAAGGCUUUAUAAAAUAAAGCACUUUGAUGAC